AUGGCCUUCGAAAGGGUAACGCGAAAGGACUGGUACAAAAUCCUGGGUGCGCAGCCAUCCGAUAGUCCAGCAGAACUAAAACGGAAGUACCAAAAACUUGCUUUAUUAUAUCAUCCCGACAAACAGAAGGCAGAUGCGCCAGCAGGAGAAGUGGAGGAGCGUGUGCAGAGGUUCAUCGAAAUUGAUCAAGCGUGGAAAAUUCUAGGGAACGAAGAGACAAAAAAAGAGUAUGACCUGCAGCAGCAUG
Molecule: messenger RNA, 247 nt
Organism: Eurypyga helias (sunbittern)
Lineage: Eukaryota; Metazoa; Chordata; Aves; Eurypygiformes; Eurypygidae
Product: dnaJ homolog subfamily C member 24-like
Exons: 2
Biological process (GO): positive regulation of ATP-dependent activity
Molecular function (GO): ATPase activator activity; ferrous iron binding
Source: RefSeq, a predicted model, not a curated record